Vitis riparia (riverbank grape) is the source of this 687-nucleotide messenger RNA. Its product is annotated as signal recognition particle 9 kDa protein. NCBI's taxonomy places the organism in Eukaryota, Viridiplantae, Streptophyta, Magnoliopsida, Vitales, Vitaceae. The record is from RefSeq and is a predicted model, not a curated record. Gene Ontology annotation, biological process: SRP-dependent cotranslational protein targeting to membrane; negative regulation of translational elongation. Gene Ontology annotation, molecular function: 7S RNA binding. Bases 103 to 414 code for a protein of 103 amino acids. Gene Ontology annotation, cellular component: signal recognition particle, endoplasmic reticulum targeting. The transcript has 4 exons.
CCACGGAACCGCACUGAUUCAAACCCACAUAAACCCUAGUGAAGAGAAAGACAACGGGAAAAUCUCGACGCCCUGUUGCCAAACUGUUUCUCGCUUCCAACAAUGGUGUACAUAGAAUCUUGGGACGAGUUCGUGGACCGAUCUGUUCAAUUGUUUCGUGCCGAUCCAGACUCUACUCGGUAUGUGAUGAAGUACAGGCACUGUGAUGGUAAAUUAGUGCUGAAAGUCACUGAUAACCGCGAGUGUCUCAAGUUCAAGACAGACCAGGCACAGGAUGCAAAGAAGAUGGAGAAGCUCAAUAACAUAUUCUUUACUCUGAUGGCUAGGGGUCCAGAAGUGGACAUCUCAGAAGUUACAGGAAAAGAAGCGAUGGAAGUACAGCCUGCCAAGAAAGGAAGAGGAAGGAAACAGUAAAUUUAUUGUUAUCACACAGAUUGGCGGCUUUGAUCAAUAAUUCAGGGUUUGUGAAUUAUUUGGGAGAUUUGUAUUUGUCAAACCAUUGGAUUUUAAUAGCAGAUAUUUCUUUUGCCAACUUCAGUGCCUUUUUGCUGAGUCCUCUUUAAUAGCAUACUGAUUAGCAAUUUUUUCUAGGGAUUCUAGCUAAUGCUUUUCUCCUUUGUGUCCAUUUUUUGUGGAUAAAGUUUUACUUUAGUUAACAAAGAAGCGAUACUUUUGUUGUUUUAUGCA